This is a messenger RNA of Rhinichthys klamathensis goyatoka, 1346 nucleotides long. It is a transcript of the gene ywhah, whose product is annotated as tyrosine 3-monooxygenase/tryptophan 5-monooxygenase activation protein, eta polypeptide. The record is from RefSeq and is a predicted model, not a curated record. The coding region runs from base 348 to 1088 and encodes 246 amino acids. Gene Ontology annotation, biological process: signal transduction. The transcript is spliced from 2 exons. Gene Ontology annotation, cellular component: cytoplasm. Lineage: Eukaryota; Metazoa; Chordata; Actinopteri; Cypriniformes; Leuciscidae.
CCCCUCCAGCUCCCCCUCCACCCUGUUCGCUGGGAUUGACAGGACGCCUGCAGCAGCAGCACCCCACAAGACGAAAGAAAAAAUAGUAAUAUUCGGGCGAAACUUGGAGGAUUUCGAGGGCUGGGAGGGGAAAGAAAGCGUUACAAAAAUAUAUAGACAUUAAAAUAUAUAGAUAAAUCUGCACCUUCAACCUUUGGCUCGCCGUUCCACCCUCACGUGCGCGGCUGCUCCAGAUUUUGCUCGCGCCUGUGUGCUGACCGGAGCGCGCGCUCUCUCUCGCACAACCAGUGUGUUCUGCCGAGCAACGACCGAACCCGGUACGGACCGACAGCCUUUGACCAGAGAGGAUGGCAGAUAGGGAACAACUGAUCCAAAGAGCCCGUCUGGCGGAGCAGGCGGAGCGCUAUGAUGACAUGGCCUCUGCGAUGAAGCUGGUCACGGAGUUGAACGAGCCGUUGUCCAAUGAAGACCGCAACCUGCUCUCGGUGGCCUACAAGAACGUGGUCGGGGCCCGGCGGUCAUCUUGGCGCGUAAUAUCCAGCAUAGAGCAGAAGACGGCUGCGGAUGGCAAUGAGAAGAAGUUGGAACUGGUGCGUGUCUACCGAGAGACCGUCGAGAAGGAGCUGGAGUCAGUGUGCCAAGACGUUCUCACCCUGCUGGACCAGUACCUCAUCAAGAACUGUGACGAAACCCAGCUAGAGAGCAAGGUCUUCUACCUGAAGAUGAAGGGCGACUACUACCGGUACCUGGCCGAGGUGGCCACCGGCGAAAAGAGGGCCUCUGCCGUCGAAUCGUCCGAAGGCGCCUACAAAGAGGCUUUCGAUAUUAGCAAGGGCAUGCCGGCCACCCAUCCCAUCCGCCUGGGCCUGGCACUCAACUUUUCCGUCUUCUACUACGAGAUCCAAAACGCACCCGAGCAGGCCUGCCAGCUUGCCAAGGAAGCCUUCGAUGACGCCAUCGGCCACCUGGACAAUCUGAACGAGGACUCCUAUAAGGACUCCACGCUCAUCAUGCAGCUCCUGCGGGACAACCUCACCCUGUGGACCAGCGACCAGCAGGACAGCGAAGGAGGGGAAGCCAAUAACUGAGAGAUCAGCCAUGUCCGCUCUCACUUCUAGCUGUAGUAGCACCCGUCUGUCCCUUCUGCAGUCUUUUUUGAUUCUAUCUUAUUUCUCUCUGUCUGCUCCUUCAUUCUCUCCCUUUCUUCUCCAUUGCAUCUUCCUCGUCUCUUUGUGACACCUCCCUGCUCUUCUUUGGUUCCUCAGGGCAGCACUUCUGACCCUUCAUCGCUCCUUCACCUGUUUUACCCCUUUUCCGCCAACAGGAGGCCGGUACCCAAUCUGGAA